UUCUCGUCCUCCUUCUCCAGAGGUUCGGCCAUGGUUCUGUCCGUCCAGGCUCUGGGGCUCGUCGUCCUCGCUGCGAUCCUCCUGCAGACCAUCGCGGUCGCCGUCAGCUUCAUGUACUUCAGCAGAGUCCUGAACACGAUGCAGGAGAACUUCUCCCAGAGCAGCGUGUCCUGCUUGAUAAACGUGAAGCUGCCGUCAGAUUUGGCUGAUUCUGCUGCUGAGGACAGAAGCAGUGACCCAUGCUGGCAGGUCACACAACAGCUCCAUUACCUCAUAGAGAAGAAAAUUGCUGACAGUUUCCAGAAGGAGAUUUCCACGGCGGUUUCAAAUAAGCUCACAGGUGUUCUGCCGGUCUUGCACCCGGGAAUCCCUGGCGUCCCUUUUCCGAAAGUCGGCGCACACGUGACCGGCGUUGCCUCGUCACCCAACCCAUCGGUAGAAGAAAGCUCCCAGAGUAAGACGGGGUACUUUGGCGAGCGCAUCCGAGCGUGGGAGGGCCAGAGGGGCCUGUCUUUUCUGCAGAACAUGGAGCUGAGGGGGGGCGAGCUGCUGGUGCCCAGAGCCGGCCUCUACUACAUUUACGCCCAGACGUACUUCAGACUGCCCUCCACGGGCGACACCGACGGGGAAACGGAGGAGGGAGCAGAGCUGGUGCAGUACAUCUACAAGAAGAUGAGUUCCUACAUGGGGCCCAUCUUGCUGAUGAAAUCUUCCAGGAGUGCCUGCUGGCCUCAAGGUCAGGAGCCCGGCCUCUUCUCCUUACAUCAAGCAGGCACCGCCUUCCUGCAGCCAGCCGACCGCCUCUUCAUCACCGUCAGCAACGCCAGCGCCGUGGAGAUGGACGGCAGGGCCAGCUACUUCGGAGCGUUCCUUGUGAGCUAAAGCGGAACUGAAACCAGAAUCAAGCGGAGCCAAAAGUCAGCAGCCGUCUGGAGCUACAGUAGAAGGAAGAUCCCGAGGGCCGAUUUGAGACUGGGCGGAGCUAGAGCUCUCGCCGGCUCGAAUGAGCGCGACGGAGCCAUUUACUUACUGUAUGGAUCUGUGGUUGCGGCUCACUUCUUGCUGCUAAACUGGAAGCGAGCGUGGAUUUUGCAGGCACUUCCUUCCAGGAAGUGAAGAGAGGUUUCACCUGCAACUGUGGUGCUGCAGCACAAAGCUAAAAAGGUGUUCAAGCAACGUUAGGACACUUGAAAUGAGGUGUAAAUGUGAUGUGGUGAAAUACUUUUAUGUUUUCCAAGUCAUUUCACAUUAUAAAAAUGUUUCUCUUAAAGACCCACUCUGAUGAAAAUGGUGUUCUUGUGGCAUUUUUUUGAUAAUAGAGGAUAUAUUUUAAGAAAAUAAAGUAUUUCUGUAUUGUGUGAAUUCUUAGUAAGUAUUCUCACAAUGCUUCUUUCCGUACGUUUUUCGGCGCGUAAAAACUCA
Molecule: messenger RNA, 1422 nt
Organism: Oryzias melastigma (Indian medaka)
Lineage: Eukaryota; Metazoa; Chordata; Actinopteri; Beloniformes; Adrianichthyidae
Product: tumor necrosis factor ligand superfamily member 10
Exons: 6
Coding region: 31-882 (283 amino acids)
Biological process (GO): immune response
Cellular component (GO): membrane
Molecular function (GO): tumor necrosis factor receptor binding
Source: RefSeq, a predicted model, not a curated record